Molecule: messenger RNA, 2379 nt
Organism: Akanthomyces muscarius
Lineage: Eukaryota; Fungi; Ascomycota; Sordariomycetes; Hypocreales; Cordycipitaceae
Exons: 1
Coding region: 1-2379 (792 amino acids)
Molecular function (GO): protein binding
Source: RefSeq, a predicted model, not a curated record
AUGAAGGUAGCCGAGGAGCAUCUCGACACAACAAAAAAACAGCUCGAAGUCGCAGAGAAACAGCUCCAGAUACAAGAGAACACUGCUAAAUACCAGCUAUCCAAUGACGAGCAACGAUGUCACCAAACCUUUCGCCUCGUGGUUGGAGCAAGAGAUGCUACGUAUGAGUGGUACAAGGACCGCGUCAAGGAGCGCGUCGAAGAUACCUGUCUCUGGUUUCAUCGACACGAACACUUUCAGAAGUGGUUGAAGCAAGAUUCUGGCCCACUUCUCGUGUCUGCAGACCCAGGCUGCGGGAAGUCGGUGCUGGCCAAGUACCUCAUUGACCAUGUUCUUCCUCGCUCGGCAACAAUUUGCUAUUUCUUCUUCAAAGACCAGGACCAAAACACGAUCCGACAAGCACUCUGUGCAAUACUACACCAGUUAUUUUCCCAGCGGCCUUCCCUGAUUAAAUACGCCAUGCCAAGAUUCCGCGAGGAUGGGGAGAAGCUGAUACAUUCCACCAAGUCACUUUGGCGAGUUUUCCACGAUGCCACCAGUGACCCCGACGCUGGACCAACCAUCAUUGUCCUCGACGCCCUCGACGAAUGUGCAGAAUCAGACUUUGGCGACCUCGUACAAAGGGUUAUGAGGCAGUUUGAUAGGGCAGGUGAAGAUUUCCACCGUGGGUCGCUACGCUACCUUAUGACAUGCCGCCCUUAUGAGCAGAUCGUGUCCGAGUUCAAUGGUCUCCUGCAUGCUUUUUCUGAUAUUCGUGUCCCGGGCGAAGAAGAGUCUAAAGCAAUCAGAAAAGAGGUUGACCACGUCAUUACCUAUCGCGUCGCUCUUCUCAAAGAGAACAAAAAGUUACCGGGCCCAGUGGCAACCCAUCUGGAGAGGGCACUUAAAGCACAUGCGCACCGAACCUACUUGUGGAUCUACCUCGUGUUUGACCAUCUGAUGCGCCAAAACUUGAUAAAGACGGAAAAGGGAAUCAAUGAAAUUGUCAACACGCUCCCGGAAAAUGUCAGUCAGGCGUAUGAGAAGAUCCUCAACCGCUGCGACGGGACUGAGCGUCGACUGGUGCGAAACGCGCUUGGAAUAACCCUGGCGGCGGCACGGCCACUAAAGCUGGCUGAACUAAAUAUUGCGUUGCGCAUCAACAUGAAGACCAAUUCUUUUGAUGAUCUUGAUUUGGAGGAAAACUGUGACUUUCAGGCGCGUCUUCGGUCUGCGUGCGGGCUGUUUCUCUCUGUCCACCACGAUCGGGUAUAUUUCCUGCAUCAGACGGCGCGCGAGUUCCUCCUGCAGCACUCAACAGAGAUGGUAACGACGACGACGCGGGUUACUGACACGAGCAAGAGUUGGCAUCAGUCCUUCACAAUGCCGAGCGCGCACGACAUUCUCGCGCGCGCUUGUGUGUGCCUCCUGAACUUGCCGGGCUACCACAUUGGGAUCCUAUGUUCCAGCGAGACGGAAGCGGAGUUAUCACACGAAAACUACGGGUAUUCGUCCCUUGGAGCGGAUGCAGAAUCGUUCCUCGAGUCAAGAAUCGGACAGUUCUUUUCCUACGCAGCCAUCCACUGGGCGACACACUUUCGCGAGGCAAACGUUGCGGCCGACGCCACCAUCAUGUCGGCGGCGGUCAGUAUCUGCGACGUCAACACGCAGCUUUUCAAGGGAUGGAGCGAGCUGUCCCGGUCGUACAAUGCUGGCUGCACGGUGCCGUCACAGGCCGCGGCCAGCCUCGCGGUGGCAAGCUUUCACGGCCAUGUCGGCAUGGUGAAGCGUCUCCUCGCCGACGGCGUCGACGUCAACGUCAGGGCAAAAUCGGGGUCGCCGCUCCAUCUGGCGGCGAGAAAGGGUUACGAGGAAGUGGUGCGGCUGCUACUCACCCACGGGGCCGAUGCGAAUGCGACACUGCAGUUCGACCACCAGACACCGCUGCUCGACGCCGUGUGCGGUGGCAACGUCGGCAUCGCGAGGCUUCUCCUGGACCACGGUGCGACUGUGAAUAUCAACGCCGCAAGCCGCACUCAUGGCCCUACAGCCUUGCCUAUUGCCGUCACCAACGGGCAUGCGCCACUGACGGCACUGUUAUUAGAGAGGGGCGCUAACAUCGAGGCCCAAGAUGGAUACGGCUGCACAGUGUUGCAGAUUGCCAUUGCCAACGAAGAUGCGGUGCUGGUGGCACUGUUGUUAGAUAGGGGCGCUGAUACCGAGGCCAGAGACUUGCGUGGCUGGACAACUUUGAUGGCGGCCGCAGCUGACGGAUCAGCAAGCCUGGUCGAGCUGCUGCUUGAAAAGGGUGCGAAUAGGAGUGCGAAGAACAGCGAGGGGCAAACGCCGCGUGCAUUAGCUUUAGAGGAAGGGCACGGCGCCGUAGCACAGAUGCUGUGA